AUGAUGGUGCGGCUCUUUUCUUCGUGGUUUGUCUACAGAUGGCAACACAAGGUCACCCCGUCGAGGCGACUCAAGAAACAUGCUCAGCGAGGCUUGCUGGUCGAGAGGCCGAUAGGGGAAACCCUCACAAAGGCCGUAGGACUCGUGGAUGCCUCUGUGGCACACCAGCGGCGCAUCAGGAACCUCUUCAGCGAGCUUGAGUCCAGAGAGAAAACGCUCGAGCAAACGGACAAUAAUGGGGAGGGGGAGGUCCCUGCCGUGGUCCAGAUGGCUUGGCACGAGUCCAGAACCCAGGAAAUACGGGUAUCCAAGAAGAUGAACGAACUGAGGGACGAUGCCGAUUGCGACAACGCGAUCGCACCCGUUCGAGCGAUCCAGCAGCUGGAGGCCUACCUGCUGUCUGGCGUGGCCGUCCUCAAGAGCUACAUGACGACGGGGGCGCGCAUCACGGUCACGGAGAUUCUCUCACUUAUGUCUCAGGUGACGUUCGCCGCUCACACCGCCGAGGCGCUGUCCCGCUGGGCCGGCGAGGCCAUGGAGACGCUUGGGAGGGAGAGGGACAGAGCCCACUCCCUGCACAGGGAAAACGCGCAGGUCUCGAGGGAGGCUACCCUGGCGCAGAAGGAGAUCAUGAGCCUGGAGGCCAAGAUAUUCCACACCAGAAAAGAGCUGGAAUCAGCAAAGGCAUACGCGGCAAGGAUCAAGGCCGAGUCGGGCGACAUGCGUGCCGUAUUUGGUGCGAUCGAUGAUUCCGUCACCGCCGCCGGUCUUGAGCUCAUUACCCACGACGCCAGCGGAGAACCUCUCAGCGCUACCCAGGCGGCGUUCGGCAUGAUCAAGAAGCUGCGGGAGACCUGCAUCAGCCAGCAAGAUCACAUCGGAAGGUGGGAGAGGGGAAAAGAGAGGCGGAACGGGGGGGGGUCGGUGUUAGGGUUGCGCUGGGAUUGGCGACCUCCCUCCGCAGCCAAAGAAACCCCGUUUCAAUUUCUAACCAACCCCCGAACGCAAACACGAACGCGUAGGCUCGAGUUCUUCGUGAAGAGGGGGAAGCUCGACCUCGAGCAGGCGGAGAUGACGAUCAAGGACAUGGGGCGAGACAGUAGCUCGAAGCGCGCUCGCAAGAAGGCCGCCGCCACCGCCGCCGCCAAGAGCAAGAGCAAGAGGGGCGCCUACGGCUCCAGCGCAAGCAGCGGCGGCAGCGGCGGCGGCAGGGCCGGAGGGCGGCCGCCAUCCCCGACGCACGGCAACAAGGCCUCGGCGGCGUCGAUCGCCGUUUCCACCGCCAUGUUCAUGGCUUCCUCGCAUUCAGCAGCGAGAGUCCCGAGCGGCGAUACGUACAGCGGCACCCGGGCCGGCAGCCCCUCGUCCUCGUCGUACAACACUCCCACAAACGAUGACGACGCCGCAACCGUCACGUCCACCGACGCCGGGCAGAGCAUCACCACCAGCAGCACCACCGCCACCGCCGCCGAUUCUUCUCGGGCAGGGAUGCAAGCAUCUAUGAGGACGCCGAGGGCCGGGGCGGGAGCGGAUCGAGACGGCACGGCCGUCUCCGUUUCGGCAUGCACCGCCGUAGAUUCCUACAGCAACAACAACGCCACCGACCGCGUCGGAGGGAGAGGAAGGAGAGGAGGGCGGCGGGCGACGAACACCGAAACCGCCAUCGGCGGGAGCGACGGCAGUGUUCCCAACUUGGGGAGGCGACGCAGGACGCAAGCAGCCGUAGCGGCGGGCGAGGGAGCGGGCGGAGGGAGCGGCAGCGGGGGCGGCGGCGGCGGUGCAACGUCGCGAGGUGAGCGGCACCGCGGCAGCGUGUCGCCGUCAUCGGCAGCGAAAGGUCCCCUCGGGUACUCACGGGGCGGCAGCGUCUCGUCUCCGCCGACGGGAAGAUCGAGGCGCGCGGGCGGCGAAAGCGGCGAGGCCAGACAACAAUCGCCGCCGCCGCUGAGAGAAGAGGAGAGCGGCACUGGAGAAGGCGAAGAGAAUGAGAAGCAGCAAUCGGAGCCGCCAGCAUGGGACGACGCGGGGGCUACGAAGACACCGGAGGAGGUAAAGGUGGAGGAAGAAGAGGGAGAAGAGGAGGUAGGCGAGACACAACGGACGAGCGGGAUCCAGCAACCGACGGGUGAGGAGUCACCAGGAAACGAACAUGCGUCAGCGGUGGCGACGAAGGAGGCAGGAGUUGCUUUGCCAGCCGUAGUUUCGGCACGGGAAGAUCGCACGACGAAACAGCAGCAGCAGCAGCAGCUGGUGGAGUCGUCUCCUGGGGGGCAAGGCGGCGCCAGCGCUGCAGAGGAGAAGGACCGCGGCGGGAACGGUGAGGAGGGGGAGGAUGAGGCACCAAGGGAAGGGAAAGGGUGUGACGCCGCUGGGGGCGUUGCCGGGGCGUCACUGAUAAUGACGGCGGUAAUGUCACCCGAGGCGUUGGGAGAGGGGGAGCAGGAGCAGGAAGAUCAACGAGCAGAACACGACAGCAGUUCCUCGCCCGCGUCCGACGCAGACAUCCGCGGCGGAUCUCUCGGAGAAGGCGCUGCCGGCAUGGUUGCCCCGACCGUAGAGAGGGCCAACCGACGCGCGUUGGAGGCCAUGAGGGUGCUCGAAGACGCGAUGAAGAACAGGCUCGGCGCCCUGCCCGGCCUGGACCCUGCCGCCAGAGAGCACCUCUCGACGGCCCUCCGGGAACAGGCAAGAGACGGCUUCCGCGGUGGAGGUAGUGAGUGCGUGUUGUUGUUGAAGGAUACCAUCGGGAGGGAUGUGCGGGAAGUCGCGGAGGAGGCGUCGGCCACCGCCGAGACGGAGAGCAUGAGGAUGAUGACCGAGCUCGCGAAGCGAGACGCAAGAAUCACGCAGCUGGGGUCGCGCAUUGAAGACUUGCAGACCCGGCUGGUGAACAUCAACGAUGCUCACGAGGCCGGGCUCGAGGGUCUCAACGAAGAAGCAGCCGCUGAAGCGAGGAGCGCGAGGCCAGGACGCCGAGAAGAAAGUGAGAGCAGCCCUACUGUCCAACAACCGCCCCUAAACGCGCAGCAACAACAACAAGAGCAGCACCAGCACCAGCACCAGCAGCUUUUCUUCGACUCGGAACUAGAACUAGAACCUCGUGGUAUUGCCGAUGACACAACGACCGAACUAGACGAGGAACAGAAGCAUCACCACUACCAGCAUGGCGAUGGCAGGGAGGGAUCGGCAAGGCGACAAGGGUGGGAGGGACGAUAUCGUCCCGAGCGUGAUGCGCUUCAUAAUAACCAACACGGUGGCGUAACCUCCCGCGACGAGCACCGGCACCACCAGCAGGUAGCAGGUAGCGGCGCCGCCAGGCGGAGAGACGGCGGGCCGGAGGGGGGCAUUCCCACCGCUCAAUUUGGCGGCGGCAACGUCGGUGGCGUCAUUGGCGACGUCCAAUCGCCGCCGCCAACGAGAACGCCGGUAGACAGCGGCCACGGAAAAGAUGCCCACUGGGAAGGGUCCACGGGCAUCGGCCUCUUGCGAAGGGGGAAGAGCGCGGGCACAUUCUUGGCACAGCAGCAGCAACAUUCCGUGUCCAGUCCAGAACGGGGCGGCGGCGGCGGCGGAGACGGAGGGGAUGUGGGGAAGCGGCAUUCCCGCGACGACGACGACCCAGAUUCCCCUACGCGAAAAACUACCAGGGGUCUUUUCCGCUACCCUUCUGGAAGGGUGACCGAAAGCGGGGGGGGUCACUUUGGCGACAACAGGAGUAGCAACAACUUGCCUGGCUUAGGGGGCCGAGUCGAGGAAGACCAGCAGACGGUGUCGGUCUUAACGGCGGAUACGUCUUUUACGCAGAGUUCGAACAUCGGGGUGACAACUCGGCCGCUCGGUCAGCAGCAGCGGGACCCGCGGAAAGGAGGAAGAGGAGGAGGGAGGGGACAACCUCAGGGUCACCGGAGAGGCGUUGACGACCGCGAAAGUCCGCAACGACAGGAGAACGAACAAACUGGCGGCAUCGGUGUGAAAGGCGGUGAUUGUGUGGUUUCGGGGUGCGAGGGAGGGCGUCACGCUUCGCCCCCGGCUUCCGGCGGUAACGUCAGCGAGCAGCGUCAGCGGUAUCAGCAGCAGAAAGGGCAGCAGCAGCAUCGGCAACAUGGUGGUGCUGGCGGGUCUCCCGACCACCUCGGGGAAUACGGCGGCGGCGGCGGCAGUCUGGCACCAGCAGCGUCGGUAAAGGACAUGCAAGGCCGUGCCAGGAUUCAACACAUGCCCAAGACCGUGGGCGACGUUGUGCUCGCCGGUGCCGGCGGCGGCGUCGACGAAAGCCCGGAGAUGGCCGUGAUAGGCGCCGUCGCGGGGAAACCCGCCGUCGCCGAGCGAGGCCCUUUGGGGAAGGAGGCCAAGCACGGCGGUGACGAGAAGGGAGCUGACGGGGUGCGAAAAGAGCCAGAAGGAGCGGAGGGUGGGGGAACAGGCGAAGCUGGUGCUGGAGAUGAGACGGACGGGGAGGAGGACAGAAAGCGCCAGAGGCAACAGAGAGCGCUGCAGGCGUUCCUCAAGGGGGUGAGUGAGCGCGUGAGUCUUUGGCAAAUGUGGUAG
Messenger RNA from Ectocarpus sp. CCAP 1310/34, 4548 nucleotides. NCBI's taxonomy places the organism in Eukaryota, Phaeophyceae, Ectocarpales, Ectocarpaceae. The record is from the annotation of a GenBank genome assembly.